Bufo gargarizans (Asiatic toad) is the source of this 959-nucleotide messenger RNA. It is a transcript of the gene OLAH, whose product is annotated as oleoyl-ACP hydrolase. NCBI's taxonomy places the organism in Eukaryota, Metazoa, Chordata, Amphibia, Anura, Bufonidae. Gene Ontology annotation, biological process: lipid biosynthetic process. The record is from RefSeq and is a predicted model, not a curated record.
GAAAAGGGCAAAGUCUCGUUGUCAGCCUUGAAGAGGAAGGAGUCACUCAAGAUGAGCAGGAUGGAUAAGCUGGUGAACUGCUUCUAUAAACGACCGAAUGCCGUAACCCGAUUAUUCUGCUUCCCCUGGGCUGGAGGAGGAUCGCUGUUUUAUGCACAGUGGGGGCGCUUGCUUGACGAGUCCAUUGAAGUCUGCUCAAUCCGCCUUCCAGGAAGAGAGUCCCGGUAUUCAGAGCCAUUUUCUACCAGCAUGGACCAAAUAGUCGAUGAAGUGGCUGCUGUAUUGUUACCGCAACUGCAGGAAAAUAAUUUUGCUUUCUUCGGCCACAGCUUUGGGUCCUUCACUAGUUUUGCUACCGCACUUAGACUUAAGGAGAAAUAUGGUCUGGAGCCCGUGCAUAUGUUCGUGUCUGGAGCGCCUGCGCCUCAUGCCGUAUCUCGUUACUCAUCUGAAAAAAAAUCUAAGCUGAACGACGAAGAAUUUCUGAAGUGGUUGUCUACCGCGGGGGGAACGCCGCCCGAAAUUCUGGAGAACAAGGAAGCCAUGCAGCUCUUCCUCCCGCCGCUGAAAGCUGAUCUGAGAGUUGUUGAUAGCUAUGUCUAUGAUAAGCCAGCCUCCCCUCCCCUUACUUGUGGCCUGACGUGCUUUGAUGGGACAGAAGACAUCCCUCGUGACUUGGCCGUUUGGAAGGAGCUCACAAGUGGAGACUUCAACAUUCACAUGCUGCCAGGGGGACAUUUCUACUUAAAGGACCCACAAAAUGAGGCAUCGCUAAUAGCCUACAUGUCAAAAUAUUUAGGAGGGACAGGAAUGGACUAUUUUUAAAGUUUAUCUUCUGUGGCUGUGAAAACUGCAGGACUUUAACUGUAAGGCCUCAUGCACACGACCGUAGUUAUGGUCCGCAUCCGAGCUGCAGUUUUUGCGGCUCGGAUGCGGACCCAUUCACUUCAAUGGGGCCG